Messenger RNA from Carya illinoinensis, 2350 nucleotides. RefSeq names its product probable pectinesterase/pectinesterase inhibitor 51. Gene Ontology annotation, molecular function: pectinesterase activity; pectinesterase inhibitor activity. The record is from RefSeq and is a predicted model, not a curated record. Gene Ontology annotation, biological process: cell wall modification. Lineage: Eukaryota; Viridiplantae; Streptophyta; Magnoliopsida; Fagales; Juglandaceae. The transcript has 2 exons. The coding region runs from base 329 to 2065 and encodes 578 amino acids.
UUCUCCGAAAAGUCCAAACAGAACAUUCCCCCACCUGUUUGACGGUCGAGUCUGUAUUCGAAGACGCAGGCGCACAGCUCGCUUCUCCCAUACCGAAUAACCCUAACAACCCGUGACUUUUUGAGUCCCACCAAUCCCGCGUCAAUCUCCCGUGAACCCAGCCCGCCUUCCAUUUUCCUUUCCCAAGUCACCGCACCGUACUCCUCGUUCAUGCUUACCGCGUCCACCUACUCACACUACCAUCCAAAUUGAUCUCUCAGACUCUCUCUCUCUCUCUCUCUCUCUCUCUCUCUCUCCACUGCGCGCUAUUUUAGUGGAUCGAUUCGAUAUGGCCACUACCCAUCAAAGAAAAUCCACAAAACUACUCCAUAAAAGCAGCUCCAACACCUUCCUGUUUUCUAAGCCGACCAAACUUCUUGUAAUUUCCAUGGCUUGCAUCUUCUUUGUCUCCCUUGUCCUUUUUCUUUCCCUCUCUUCAGCCUCCCACUCCGAGAACCGUCACCAUGCCGGCAAAUCCAGUCCUGAUGCUCCCUCCUCCAUCUCUGCCGCGAUCCGCCAGGCCUGCAAGGCCACUCGCUUCCCUAGCCCAUGCGAGACCUCUUUGACCCAAUCCAACCACGUGCCCCCCAACCCCACCCCUCUCCAGCUCAUCCAGUCUGCCAUCUGGGUCUCCUCCCAGAACCUCCACACCGCCCAAUCCAUGGUCAAGUCCAUCCUGGACUCCUCCGCAGGGAAUCUGAACCGCACCACAGCCGCCAACAACUGCCUGGAGUCCCUCAGAAACUCCGAUUACCGGAUCUCUCGGACUACCGAAGAUGCACUGCCACAUGGCAGGAUCAAGGACGCGAGGGUCUGGAUGAGCGCCUCCUUGCUCUACCAACAAGAUUGUUGGUCCGCACUCAAGUACGCGAACGACACCCAGAUGGUGAACUCGACGAUGUCGUUUCUGGACUCGUUGGUUGGGCUCACGAGUAACGCGCUGAGCAUGGUGUUCUCGUACAGUGUUUUCGGGAACGAGACCGGGUCGUGGGCCCCACCCAAGACCGAGCGGGACGGGUUCUGGCAGGGAGGUGGCGGCUCUGGGUCGGAUUUCCGGGGCGGUUUCCCGUCGAAGCUAACGGCGGAUGCGACCGUGUGUAAGGACGGGAGUGGCGGGUGCUACAAGAAGGUGCAGGAGGCAGUUGACGCCGCACCUGAUAACGCCGGGGAACGGAAGUUCGUGAUACAUAUAAAGGAGGGGGUGUACGAGGAAACUGUCAAAAUCCCAUUAGAGAAGAAGAACGUGGUGUUUUUAGGAGACGGGAUGGGCAAAACGGUCAUUACGGGGUCGUUGAACGUCGGCCAGCCUGGGAUUUCGACAAUCAACACAGCCACAGUUGGUGUUAGUGGUGAUGGAUUCAUGGCCAGCGGCCUCACAAUCCAGAACACGGCCGGUCCUGAUGCACACCAAGCAGUGGCCUUCAGAUCAGACAGUGAUCUAUCCAUCAUUGAGAAUUGUGAAUUUUUAGGCAAUCAAGAUACACUCUAUGCUCGCUCCCUCCGCCAAUUUUACAAAUCAUGCCGCAUUCAGGGAAAUGUGGAUUUCAUUUUUGGAAACUCGGCAUCAGUUUUUCAAAAUUGCCAGAUCUUAAUCCGCCCUCGGCAAUUAAAUCCAGCAAAGGGCGAGAAAAAUGCCGUCACUGCACAUGGCAGAACCGACCCUGCACAAGUGACAGGUUUUGUUUUUCAGAAUUGCUUGAUAAAUGGCACCGAGGAAUACAUGGCACUGUAUCAUAGCAACCCCAAAGUACACAAGAAUUAUUUGGGGAGGCCAUGGAAGUUGUACUCAAGGACAGUUUUUAUACACUGUAACUUAGAAGUUCUUAUUACACCAGAAGGCUGGCUGCCAUGGGAUGGCGAUUUUGCAUUGAAAACACUCUAUUAUGGGGAAUUUGGGAAUUCUGGAGUAGGCUCUGAUUUGUCCCAGAGAGUAACCUGGAGUAGCAAGAUCCCGACAGAGCACAUACUCACAUAUUCCGUUGAGAAUUUUAUCCAAGGAGAUGAGUGGAUUCCAUCUUCUCAGUAAUUAUUUUCAAAUUGUGCAGAAAUAAUGGCCUUAAUGUGUCUAGAACUCUAACGAUAUUGGGAGAUUCCAAAUUUUUAGCUACAUUUGAUCUCCAUCCAUAUGGGAUAUCUCUUCAGAGUGGGGUUUAUGCUUAAGCAUGUUAUGAGCCUUUGUAAAUUUAUAUAAUUUGUGUUUUUAGUAUAUCUCUCUCCUGACAUCUGUUGUGUAACUCUAGGAGAGGUAGAAGAGAAUUGGAUGGGUGUAAUUUCAACUUCAUCAUAUAAAAUAUUACAUGAUUGUGCUAAA